Phragmites australis (common reed) is the source of this 2920-nucleotide messenger RNA. Its product is annotated as WD repeat-containing protein PCN-like. The record is from RefSeq and is a predicted model, not a curated record. The transcript has 11 exons. Lineage: Eukaryota; Viridiplantae; Streptophyta; Magnoliopsida; Poales; Poaceae. Gene Ontology annotation, molecular function: protein binding. Gene Ontology annotation, biological process: meristem maintenance; meristem growth. The coding region runs from base 151 to 2601 and encodes 816 amino acids.
GCGAACCGCCUCUCUCGAGCGCCUCCCACUCCCCUCGCGCCGCCCCCACGCUGAGCCAUCGCGGCCAUCGCGAGGCGCUCGAGCUCCCCUUCAGGAACCUUAUAGAACGCCCGGGUCGCCAGCGCCGGCACCGCAUCGGGCCGCCGCCCCAUGGAGAAGCUCCGCGUCCACCGCUGCGGCGGCGGCGCGGUCGCGUGGUCGCCCUCCCCCGUCGUCGCUCUCGCCACCUCCCCCUGCGCCUCGCAGGUCGCCGCCGCGCGCGAGGACGGCUCACUCGAGCUCUGGCUUGUCUCCCCGGGCUCCGUCGGCUGGCACCACCAGCUCACGAUACAGGGGAACGCCGAGUCCAGGAUCACGUCGCUGGUGUGGGGGCGGAGAGGCGGAGAUGGCGAGAGCGGGCGGCUGCUCUCGUCCAGCGUCGACGGGUCGGUGGCCGAGUGGGAUCUCUUUCACCUGCAGCAAAAGACUGUCCUAGAUACUGUUGGAGUACCUCUCUGGCAGAUGGCUAUGGAACCUUCAGAUGAUUCCUUAAAGUCUGAGAUUAACGGCUCAGGAUUUGCCAUCAAUGGCCAUGCAAAUCAUAAUGACUGCAGCGACUCUGACGUAAGUAAUGUUGAUGAUGGUGACAACUCCGACGAUGAAGAUGGUUCUGCCAAGACAAGCUCUUCGUGCAAUGCAAAUGAAUUCCAGCGACUGGCCCUUGCCUGUGAUGAUGGUUCGGUACGCUUGUAUAAUGUACCUGAAUCAGGCGCAUUGACUUACUACAGAUCUCUCCCGAGAGGAAGUGGGCGGGUUUUGAGUGUGACAUGGAGUAAUAACGCCAGACUUAUAUUUUCUGGAAGCAGUGAUGGUUUAAUUAGAUGCUGGGAUUUGACAUCUUUCCAUGAAAAGUAUCGUAUCACGGCUGGACUAGGAGGAGCUGGUAUGGGACCUGAACUUUGUAUCUGGUCAUUAUUGUUUCUGAGGUGUGAAACCCUUGUUAGCGGAGAUAGUACUGGUAGUGUACAGUUUUGGGAUAGCCACCAUGGAACUCUUUUACAAGCUCACUCUAAUCAUAAAGGCGAUGUGAAUGCACUAGCAACUGUGCCUAGUCAGAACAGGGUGUUCUCUGCAGGGUCUGAUGGGCAGGUAAUUUUGUACAAAGUAUCAAAAGAUGAGUUUGGUGCUCAUAAAGAUAUGGCCAAAGAACAAGUGCGCAAAUGGGUCUAUGUGGGAUAUGUAAGAUCUCACACUCAUGAUGUAAGGGCAUUGACCAUGGCUGUACCAAUUUGUAGCGAAGAUGGUUUACCAGAGGAAAAGGCGGUGAAGAUUCGCCGUCGUGAAAAACCUGAAUUCAGUUACCAUAAAUGGGCCCAUCUUGGUAUUCCGAUGCUAAUAUCUGGUGGUGAUGACACUAAGCUCUUUGCUUAUUCAGCAAGGGAGUUUACUCAAUUUGCACCUCAUAACUUCUGCCCUGCACCUCAACGCCCUUUGAUAAAUCUGGCAAGAGAUAGUACAGUCAAUGGAGAUUCUGUAAUGCUUGUCCAAUCUGCCAACUGGUUGGAUGUUUUACUUGUGACCGUUCAGAACCAGUUAACUCCAAGUACAUCAUCUAGAGGCGAUGCUACAAUACGACACCUUGCUCGUUUGAAAAGCAAGGGGUCCCAAAAAAUCAUUUCUAAUGCUGCCUCGACCAAUGGAACACUUUUGGCCUAUUCGGAUUCUACGAAGCCCUGCCUUUUCGCACUAAAGCAUAAGGGUGGAAAGAAGUACAGCCUUGAAAAAUUAGAGCUGCCAAAACGUUUGCCUUGUUCUCAGAGUAUGCUGUUUACUGUUGACUCGUCAAAUUUGAUACUAGCUGGUCGUGAUGGAAAAAUAUAUAUCAUAGAUAUUGCAUCAAGACAUAUUUCAAAUGUGUUUCACCCUACAAGAAAGAUGGCCGGAACAAAAUUUUCUUCUAGAGAAUCACCUGUGACAAAAAUGUUCCUAAGUGCAGACGGGCAAUGGUUGGCUGCAGUUAACUGCUUUGGGGAUAUUUAUGUAUUCAAUCUUGAGGUAGAAAGGCAACACUGGUUCAUACCUAGAAUGAAUGAUGGUUCUGUUACAUCUGGUGGCUUUUGUCCCAAGAACAAUGCCCUUGUGAUAACUACAUCUAAAAAUGAGGUGUAUGUAUUUGAUGUAGAAGCAAAACAAUUAGGUGAAUGGUCCAAGCGCUAUACACAUCACUUACCCAGAAGUUUCCAGGAAUUUCCUGGAGAGGUGAUUGGCCUCUCAUUUCCUCCGCAGAGCUCGUCAUUGGUUGUGGUCUAUAGUACAAGGGCAAUGUGCUUCAUUGAUUUUGGAUUGCCUGUUAUUGAGGAUGUUCAAUUGUUGAAUGGAUCAGACAGACCAGCAGAAAAGCUAGACUCACAAAAGAGUACAAAAACAAAGCAAAAACGUAGGGCCCGCGAGGAAGAUUUUAGACAAGAGAAGAGGAACAACUUUGACUUCUUUGCGUUCAAAGAUCCAGCCCUGUUUGUUGGGCACCUAUUGGACAGUUCAAUUCUGAUAGUAGAGAAGCGAUGGAUGGAUGUGGUUGAAGGUUUUGGAGCGCCAGUUCACAGACAUAUAUACGGGACAUGAUUCACGGUAACAUCUCAACCUCUGGCACGUCGUGACAGGCAACACAUUCUUUUUUUUCAACUGAGCCAUGGCAACCAUCGAUCCUCCCGCAUGCUAUCUUUUGAAAAGUUCCUCGAAUUUGGCAGCAUAACAUGGCUGCCGCAUCUAGCUCUAGCAUGUGUGUUAAUGGUGUAUUCUUAUUCUUUUUUGCUUCACUUGAGUAAUCUAGUGGACUCUCAGCGCCGGUUUGCCAUACCAUGUCACUGCGCAAAGUUUUGUCACAUGUAAACACUGUAUUAUUACUUACGUUACUGUUAAUUCAAUAUAUAUUGUUUGCCUC